AAUGCCUUGGACCAAACAGUGGCCUUAAGUCUGCUGCUGUGGUAACUGUUUUCCUUGGCCUCUUGGGUGGCUGUUCCUUAAUUAGCAAUCCUAUACUUCAUUAUUCUGAGCUCAGUGAGGCUUAUUCACUGGAUAUGUGACUGCAGCCGUACAAUCUUCAAAUAUCAUCCUUCUCUUAUCAGGGUUCUUUUGAGAUCGGCAGCCAUGUCCCAGCCCCAGUUCUUGUACUGCCCUUGUUGGGAUCCUUGGAAGAUAGGAUGUAAAGAUCUGUUAAAAUCCAAAGCAGGCGAGUUAAAUCAGAGGCCCAAAGUGAGAUUUAGACCCAGGACUUAUGUACAGCCUUUAAGAAGCAGGGAGCCUCAAGAUAUAGCUAAAGAGUUUGAAGAGGAGGUAAUUCCUGGUUUUACCUUGUCUCGCAGUAAAGAACAUAUUGAUGUUACUCUGGGAGAGGAAUUUUUUGGAAGGAAAAAACCAACUGAACAACCUGCCAAACUAGUUGUGCCCAGCACUCCGCCUAAGCCUGAAACGGAGGAUGUUGUUGCUGACUUAGUGGAGCAGAUUUCUGAGCUUACAGCAAUGAUGGAGCAAUUGCGCCGAGAUCACCAGGUGACCCACAAACAGCUGGAAAAAGAGAUGGCAGAAAAAUGCAGUGAAAUGCAAGAGGAGCAUGAGAGCAAAAUAAGGGAGAUUCAAGCUUUUCAUGCAUCAGAAAUGGCUGCCAUGGAAGAGCAAUACAAGAGGGAGUUGCGAAACGAGAGGGCAACUGCCCAAGAGAAGCUGACUGGGAUGCAGAAGGAAUACAAAUAUCUGAAGAAUGCAUUUCGUGUGUACCAGGACAGCAUUUCUGACGAAAUGGAGGAAAAGUGGCUGAGAAGGCAAGCAGAGUGGAAAAAAAGUGAGAGGACUGAGCGAGAGAAGGCACUGUUACAACAAAAACAGUCAUUGACAAGAAAGUUUGAGCUGGAGAUAGAGGAACAGAAGAAGCUCAUUCAGAAAAACAGUUUUUUGAUAGGUAAAGCCUAUGAACAAGAAAGAGAGGAAUUUCAGAAGCAGCAGGAAAUGGCUAAGGAUGCUGUAGAUAAUUUAAACCUCAAGAUCAAGUCUUUGGAGACAGAAUUGAAAGAGAAGAAUGAGACUUUGAAUGCGAUUGCCUCAGCUCUUCACAAGACAGAGUUGGAACUCCGGAAUGAGAAAGCCAACUUGGUUGAGAUGGAAAAAAACAUUCAAUACCGAAUUGCAGCAGUUGAAGAGAAACAUCGAGUCAAUAUGGCUACUUUGGUAGAAGAAAACAUACUCCUGAGGCGCAAACUUAUUGAGAAGAAUGAAGAGCUAUACAAUGAACGUACCCAAAGUACCAUCUUCGGGUAAUUCAGUUAAGACUACAAAGGACGUUGGUGUUUGUCCAAUAGCAGGUUGGCCAGAACCUGUUUCUUCAGAAAUGUCUACAUUUAAAACUGAAUUGGCAAUAUCAGUUAUCAGACUACUUGCUAAUAUCUGUCACUAUGUUCUUUCUUAACAACUACUAGUUAUUCUUGCAUCCCCUUUAAGACUUUCCUAUUCCUAAAUACAAAUUGCUCUUUUAUGUCCAACAGCAGUUUGUACAUACAAUAAACAUUUUCCUGGC
Molecule: messenger RNA, 1624 nt
Organism: Sceloporus undulatus (fence lizard)
Lineage: Eukaryota; Metazoa; Chordata; Lepidosauria; Squamata; Phrynosomatidae
Gene: FLACC1
Product: flagellum associated containing coiled-coil domains 1
Exons: 15
Coding region: 205-1368 (387 amino acids)
Cellular component (GO): cytoplasm
Source: RefSeq, a predicted model, not a curated record